UGCGUCAGUAUUCCGCGAGCUUCCAUCGCGUUCUGUCCAAGUUUGUCUCGGAAGAAUCUCUCUUGUUCGAUUGUAACUAACUGCGAAGAAGAAGAAAAAGUGCUUUUCUCAUAAACUAAGAGGGUACGGAUAAAAGGAUGGCAGACGACAGCCAUGAGAAUGGCACCAGCAACGGCGACGUGCCCGAGAUCGAGUUGAUCAUCAAGGCUUCUACGAUCGAUGGUCGUCGGAAAGGUGCAUGCCUCUUCUGCCAAGAAUACUUUAUGGAUUUAUAUCUGUUGGCCGAAUUGAAGACCAUCUCGCUGAAGGUAACCACGGUCGACAUGCAGAAACCGCCUCCAGAUUUUCGUACAAAUUUCCAAGCAACACCACCACCGAUAUUAAUCGACAACGGUGAUGCGAUAUUGGAGAACGAGAAAAUUGAACGGCACAUCAUGAAGAACAUUCCUGGUGGGCACAAUCUCUUCGUGCAGGACAAAGAAGUGGCUACCCUCGUUGAAAAUUUAUUCAGCAAAUUGAAACUACUGCUACUGAACGCAAAGGACAAGGAUAAGGAUCCAAAGUCUUCGUCGUUGAUGGCACAUUUGCGGAAAAUCGAUGAACACUUGGGUCGUAAGGGUACACGGUUCCUCACAGGCGACACAAUGUGUUGUUUCGAUUGCGAGUUGAUGCCUCGACUGCAACAUAUCAGGGUUGCUGGCAAGUACUUUGCAGACUUUGAAAUUCCCGAAACUUUGGUGCAUCUCUGGCGAUAUAUGCAUCAUAUGUACAGGCUAGAUGCCUUUUUGCAAAGUUGCCCAGCUGAUCAGGACAUAAUCAAUCAUUACAAGUUGCAACAGAGCAUGAAGAUGAAGAAACACGAAGAAUUAGAAACUCCAACGUUCACGACUAGUAUCCCAAUCGAGGUCAACGACGACUAGGCUGGACCUGUGCCGUCGGGUCUACGAUCUCGUUACUUUCAUUCAGAAAGAUCGUCUAUGUAUCGGUGUCAUCACCACAGACCACCACGCGACGUCUAAACACGACUGCGCGGCGCAGCAAACCCUUUUGCUUAUCUUCAAGAAGAAUCCAUUAUUUAUAUAAAAGUAUUUCGGAGUCGCUAAAAUAGCGCUUCCUUUCAAUUUUCAUCGAUGCCACGUACACCGAUUUAUACAAUAUUUUUGCUAUGUCUAUUUCCAUAGAUGAUCGUCGAUGCACUCUUUUAUUGGCCUAAACUCAUGCAGAACCAGUAGCUUUUUUACCGUAGGCGACAGAAGGAUAUACAUAUACGUAUAAGUGUACUAAGGCUUCAAGAAAACGACUUGUAUGCGUGUCCAGAAAACUGUAUGGAUCUUACCCUUUCCUUUUUCCUUUUCCUUUUUCUUUUUCUUUUUCUUUUUAUCUUCGUUACGUAUGUAUUUCGUACGUAAUCUUCAUUUGAGUAGCAUUAUUAUUAUUAUUAUUAUUAUUAUUAUUAUUAUUAUUAUUAGAGAACGCAUUUUAAUCUUUUACAUCAUAGUUUAGAUCAAAACCUUGUACUUUUCAAAAGAAACAAUUAUCUGUUAUCUUUUAAUGGCAAACAACGUGAUGAAAUGGCUAAUGCAAAAGGGAUGUAUGCAUUUGAAUUGCAAUCAUUUUUCUUUUGAAAAAUUACUAUGUAUUUAUAUCGUACAUCUAAAUACUAAUCAAUAAAGUAAUUCACCGAUGGUUAUUCUUUAUAAACCAUUA
Osmia bicornis bicornis is the source of this 1707-nucleotide messenger RNA. RefSeq names its product chloride intracellular channel exc-4 (gene Clic). Gene Ontology annotation, molecular function: chloride channel activity. Gene Ontology annotation, cellular component: cytoplasm; apical plasma membrane. Gene Ontology annotation, biological process: chloride transport. The coding region runs from base 138 to 920 and encodes 260 amino acids. The record is from RefSeq and is a predicted model, not a curated record. The transcript is spliced from 4 exons. Lineage: Eukaryota; Metazoa; Arthropoda; Insecta; Hymenoptera; Megachilidae.